AUACAUUGACUGUUUGACUUGGAUUGAAAGCAAGAACUUACUCAGAACAAUGGAGACUGAAUGCAAGGUAUCACUGGAUGCAGAUGCCAGCACAGGGACAAGUGAUCAGACAUCCACGAGAGUCAAAACAUUUCCAGUGUCCAGACUGACCUUGGCCCUGAUGGCUUUCACUCUCUGCCUUGCUGCUGCUGGUGCUGUUUUGCUCUUCUCUAAUGCUCGUGUCAAGAGUGCAGGAUCAGACGAGGGAAGCUCUGCUUUUCAUCACACCUUAAGGCAAAUUUCAAAUGUGAGAGCAGCCAUUCAUCUAGAAGGAGAACACGACCCCACCAUAAAGACAUCAGUGAAGUGGAUGAGCAAAGUGAACCAGGCACACUCUCAAGGAGGUCUAGAACUAAAAGACAAUGAGAUUUUGAUUCCUCGGAAUGGCCUCUACUUUGUUUACAGCCAGGCGUCGUUCAGAGUAAGCUGCAGUAGCAAUGCUGAUGACCUUACUUCCAAUCACAUGAUCCACCUGAGUCACACAGUGAAACGCUGGUCCAGAUCCUUUGGCCCGAAUGAUGAGAGGUCCUAUCGGACCCUCUUGCAUUCAGUUCGUACUGUGUGCCAGGGUACAGCCAGCAAGGAUCCAGACUCGGCUGAAAGCUCCUUCUCUGCAGUAUAUAUGGGAGCAGUAUUCGAUUUAAAGAGUGGAGACAGACUAAAGACGGUUAUGGAAGAAAAGAUGCUUGAGAAACUUGAGGAAGAGGAAGGGAAGACUUAUUUUGGUGUCUUUGCUUUGUAAAGAGAGCUUGAAAUUAUGACAGGAACAUACAUGUAGUGGCAGAGUAGAACUGAUUCUGUUGCAUAGAACCAAAAGAAACUAUUUACAGUCAACUAGUGAGUGAC
This is a messenger RNA of Poeciliopsis prolifica (blackstripe livebearer), 885 nucleotides long. It is a transcript of the gene tnfa, whose product is annotated as tumor necrosis factor a (TNF superfamily, member 2). The record is from RefSeq and is a predicted model, not a curated record. NCBI's taxonomy places the organism in Eukaryota, Metazoa, Chordata, Actinopteri, Cyprinodontiformes, Poeciliidae. Gene Ontology annotation, molecular function: tumor necrosis factor receptor binding. Gene Ontology annotation, cellular component: membrane. The coding region runs from base 50 to 781 and encodes 243 amino acids. The transcript has 4 exons. Gene Ontology annotation, biological process: immune response.